AUGAGAAAAGAGAGGUUCCGGGGUUUCCAUCUGACGAUAUCGCCUAUUUUUGCUCAAAAAGAGUGGGCCGAAUGGUUGCAGUCAGAAAAAAUGUAUACAGCACAGCUUAUUGUACCACUGCCUCCAUGUGCAAAAACUCUAACUCAAGACCCGGAAGUUGACCGUAUCCUAUGUAUCCUCGGAUCUGCAGCGAGGCUGACAUGCGGCAGAACUACUCAAGGCUCACUCUCCCCACAAUUCAAACAACUUGAUCACAGCGCAGUCAGGUGGAAUGCAUCGAUAUUACGAAUCAAAGUGAUCUACCACCAUAGCAUCAUGACUCCCAAUAUUCCCGCCUUGACGUUGCGGGAUGGAACCUCGAUCCCAAUGAUGGGAUUCGGCACAGGAACAGCAUGGUAUAAGGACGACAUGAACGGUUCUUUUGUGCCGGAGCUGGUUGAAAUGGUGAAGAGUGCAAUCCGUCAGGGAUACCGACACGUUGAUUGCGCCGAAGCCUACGGGACCGAGGCAGAAGUCGGAGUAGCUAUCAAAGAAUGCGGAGUCCCCCGCGAGGAGCUUUUCAUCACGACAAAGGUCGUCGAGACCAUUGACGAUGUGCCCCGAGCCAUCGACACCAGUCUGAAGAAGCUCCAGCUCGAUUAUGUUGAUCUCUAUCUGAUUCACAGUCCCUAUUUUGCCCAAAAUGACGCCGAUCUGCAAACAGCCUGGAAGGCAAUGGAGGAAGUGCAAUGCUCAGGCAAGGCCAAAGCCAUCGGCGUAUCCAGCUUCCUUUGUCCUCAUCUCGAAGCCAUUCUCAAAGUAGCCACGAUCAAGCCGCUCGUCAAUCAGAUCGAGUUCCACCCUUAUCUGCAACGAGCCAACAACUACGUCCCGUGGCUGCAGAGCAAGGGAUCGUGGUCCAGAGGAUUUUCGGCCUGCGCCGAUACGCAUGCAAAGUAG
Rasamsonia emersonii CBS 393.64 is the source of this 939-nucleotide messenger RNA. RefSeq lists its product as uncharacterized. Gene Ontology annotation, molecular function: aldose reductase (NADPH) activity. Gene Ontology annotation, cellular component: cytosol. The transcript has 5 exons. NCBI's taxonomy places the organism in Eukaryota, Fungi, Ascomycota, Eurotiomycetes, Eurotiales, Trichocomaceae. The coding region runs from base 1 to 939 and encodes 312 amino acids. The record is from RefSeq and is a predicted model, not a curated record.